Messenger RNA from Cornus florida, 777 nucleotides. RefSeq lists its product as uncharacterized. Bases 1 to 777 code for a protein of 258 amino acids. The record is from RefSeq and is a predicted model, not a curated record. The transcript has a single exon. Lineage: Eukaryota; Viridiplantae; Streptophyta; Magnoliopsida; Cornales; Cornaceae.
AUGCUAAUCGCAAAGGGGGAAUUUGCAGGCUAUAUUCAAGGUCCGGCGCAAAAGCAGAACCGACCGGCUGAACAGAUCAAGCGAAACCAGAGGCCGAACCACCACAACACUCAGCCUGUUCGGAUUAUAAAUGCAAUUCAUGGCCGACCUGAACAAACGACGGAGUCGGAGGAGUUGCUCAGAACGCAGUUACGCCAGGCCCAGUUGAAAAGAAGGAUUUGCAGUAUACAUACUUUGCACCAGCAGAACGCACACGCGCCGAUAAAGUUUGAUAGAACAGACUUGCUACAGGUUCAGGUUCCUCAUGAAGAUCCACUAGUCGUCAGUCUAACAGUUGCAGAAUACCUAGUUCGAAGAGUUCUGAUUGAUCCAGGAAGUAGUGCGAGUGUCAUGCCCAGAGUGACAUUCGACCGACUUGAGAUCGAACCCGAGAACCUUAAACCCACAGGAAAUCCAUUGCUAGGAUUUGAUGGGAAGCAGGUGGAGCCCAUUGGCAUGGUGGAAUUAACAGUACAAGUUGCUGAGCGAGUUUUGACUGAAAGUUUUGUGGUCGUGGAAAUUCAUCCAUCCUACAACCUCCUGAUGGGAAGAGGGUGGAUUCACAGAGUUCAGGGUGUCCCAUCCACCCUACAUCAAGUGAUGCGAUGCUUGGGUCCCGAUGGGACCAAGGUGAUUGACAUUCAUGGGGACCAAGUUGCAGUUAAAGAGUGUUAUUCAGAGACUUUGAAAUCUGCUAGAAAAGGGAAAAAUCCCAUCCAUUUUGCCAGUCCAAGAUAG